Messenger RNA from Suillus paluster, 2304 nucleotides. RefSeq lists its product as uncharacterized. The record is from RefSeq and is a predicted model, not a curated record. The transcript is spliced from 12 exons. Gene Ontology annotation, molecular function: protein binding. The coding region runs from base 73 to 1998 and encodes 641 amino acids. Lineage: Eukaryota; Fungi; Basidiomycota; Agaricomycetes; Boletales; Suillaceae.
UGCACAGUCACAUGCAAUUGAAUAAAAUUCAGCAAUUCUUCCUGCCCACUUUACCACCAGCUAACAGUAGCCAUGCCCAGCCCCGAUCCUGAUUCGCAACCCAAGGUUUCCACUCUCCCUCUGACGAAGAAACGUCGUACUUCCGUAUCAGAGCGUCCCCCAGAAGCCGAAAGUACAUCAGGACGGUGCCUUUUUCCAACGCUUCCGCUCGAGCUCCUUGCAGAAAUAUUGAUCCAAACCAAUUCCCCUCGUGAUGUUUUGUCUGUUGCUCGCACAUCCAAGUUUAUAUGCUCAACCCUUGUCUGCAAUCCCGCUGCCAACUUCAUAUGGCGGACCGUUCGCAAGAAGUGCUUACCUCACGCACUGCCUGAUCCAACUCCAAACUUUACCGAGGCGGCGUAUGCAGCAUUCGUUUAUGAUGGAGGGCUCUGUGAAUCGCGUUGCAGGAAGGAUAUUGUCGAGAGAUAUCUUAUAGACGUUGUCUCUAUGUUCCAAGGCCGAGCACGCGAUGAGAUAUGGAUUCCCUAUGUGGAGUCUACCCGUUGCUUUGGUACCAAACUCCAGUUUCCGACCAUUCAUCAUGACUUUCCAGCAUCAACCCCCGACAACGCAUGGCCCGAGACUCCCACUGUGUUGAUGAAGAAGUCCGAGUGGGAGCGUUUUCGGGCCGAAUAUGCAGCAUUCUCAGCUCUGUCUCCACCUCCAUCCGAGGAGCUGCGGAAGGCAUGCGCUGAUCAAAUCGCUAAAUUUCCAAAGGUCAUGGGGCUUGCUGUUGCGUUACAGAAGUGGAAGUGCUCUUAUGACAGAAUGCACCGCACCAUUAGGGCCAAAAACGAAGAGGUGGCAAAAUCGCGUGCUCUACUGGAAGGCUGGGAUGUGCAUGAUUUGCUUAACUGUCAAUCCUAUGGUUCAUUGCACAGGCGCAAGACUUAUAUGCUGGAGGAAGUCACACCACGCGAUUUCCUUUCAAUUAAACCGCUUGUUGAGGCCCAGCUGGUGAAAAUGCAAGUACACCGUCAAAAUAAACAAAAUGAAGCCUCUUACCGCCAGCGUCGCAACGACGUCGAACAAUACUAUAAUCGCCUACGGUCCGCUGGAACAGUCGUCCCGUCGCUUUAUGAGUUCCGCAAAUUUCCUGUAAUGAAAACUAUGCAGGGGAGCGUAACAGGUUCGAGGCCCAAUUCCGAGGGCCUUGCAGAGGACAUGAAGAACUCAGCCCUCGUCGCAGAACUUGUUACAGCCGAUUUGAAAUCGUGGAUGGAGCCUGCACGGGAAAAACUGUCCGAAUUGCUCGGGUUCCCCAGGUGGAGGAGUGCGAGCAAGACGAAGCUGCAUCCGCUAGACAGGAUCACUGCCCGGUUUAGGUGCCAGAGAUGCGGGAAAGUCGCGAAAACGAAAGACAAGAAGCCAGUGGAUUGGAGUGUCGAUCGCUUCGUGAAAGAUGAGAAGGCGUCAGAUGCAGUUGCGCGCCUCCUGACGCUCGUCGGGGUCACAGACGAGGAUGCGGAGGCACGGGAUACGGUCAAGACGCUUGGAGCGCGCAUUCAGUGUCUUUCCUGCGAACACGCAUUCAUUGUCAUGGACUUCCCCACCCUCGUUGGUCACGCUCACCGGCAUGAUGAUAUGCAGGUAGCUAUACUGUCCGAAGGAGAAGUGCCAGAGCAUGCCUUCGAGUCAGGUUUGUCUGCGAAACUUCUGGACAAGGGUUUCAGACCACAGAAGUUGAGGAGCGAGGCGAAUUAUCGGUGCCGUCAUUGCGCUCCAGUCUGCAAAUCAGCUGGUGCCAGCGUGGAUGGUGGGGGGCAAGUCUCUGCGGGGGAACCUGCUGCGAAGGAAACACCAACGGGGGACCCGAAGAAACGCCAGAGAAACAGGAAGAGCCCGUUGAGGCUAAUGGACUUCAAUGCGCUUCGCUCGCAUUUGAAGGAACGACACAGAAUAGAAAUGGUGAGCGAUGAGGACUUCUUCGCACAGACGCCUGUGAAGUGGCAGACCUAAGGAACCCAAACGAGGGGCGGUCUGUUUUCAUUCAUCUAUUUUUUUUGCCUGAACCUAUUUUAUGUAGUAUUAGUUUACUAACUUAGUGAUUGAAUCAUUUAAUCGGCUGGGCUGUUUGAUUAAACGAGAGAGCCGUUGAGACGUGGUGUGGAAAGGCGAGGGAUCAGAAUUAUCGUUUGAAACCAGCCACGAAUAUUUCCUACGUAAAAUUUAGCCUCGAGUUAAUACAAAGGAACGACUAUCUUCCUUCGAUUGGUCCUGGCUAGGGGAGACUAGCCUCGAGUCACCACACGCAAGUACUUUACU